Melanaphis sacchari is the source of this 964-nucleotide messenger RNA. RefSeq names its product probable peptidyl-tRNA hydrolase 2. The record is from RefSeq and is a predicted model, not a curated record. The transcript is spliced from 4 exons. NCBI's taxonomy places the organism in Eukaryota, Metazoa, Arthropoda, Insecta, Hemiptera, Aphididae. Gene Ontology annotation, cellular component: mitochondrion; cytosol. Bases 256 to 894 code for a protein of 212 amino acids. Gene Ontology annotation, molecular function: peptidyl-tRNA hydrolase activity.
UUAAAAAAGCUUAAAAAUCUUAAAAAAACAGUCAAUUAUUCUGUAAUAAUAACUAAUAACUAAUAAAUAAUUACAUUCUUCUGUGAUAUUGGUCCGGUUUGGCAGUUCCAGUAUUUCUUUAUUUCCGUAAGAACCAUGCGACUAUAGACUUCCUCUGAAAGUAGUUUUUGUUAGUGUUUGAAAUACAAUUCCAAACUUUUUAACAAAUAAUCUUUUCAUUUUCGACAUAUUAUCAAAAUUUUAUUGAAAAUUGAAAUGAGUGGAACAACUAAUAUUCCAAAAAACACCGAAAGCAAUGUCCAAGCCGUCGAAAACAUAAACAAACAAAAACAGCGAUCAACAGAAAAAGAAAAACUUGUACAAGAACUAACAGAUAUGGGCUUUUCCAGAUCACUAGUAACGGAGAUUGUAGAUAAUGCUGGUGAUGUACCUAAAGCUUUGAUUGUUGAACAACUGUUAACAACAAACCCAGGGCCUAGUGAAAAUAUACCUGUGGUAGAAGAUGAUGGGGAUCAGUUAUGGGAAGAUGUUACUGUUGCAAAUAAAAUGGUAAUCGUUAUAAAUACUGGCUUGAAAAUGAGUGUUGGAAAAAUUGCUUCACAGGCUGCUCAUGCUGCAUUGGGCUUAUAUGAAGUGAUUAAAGAACGUGCAGAUCUAAGCCCUGAUUUAAUUAGUUGGAAUGAGCAAGGAAGUCGAAAAAUUGUUGUUGAAGCAAACAACACUAAUCAACUCAUUAAAGUGUGUUCAGAGGGUAAAAUACACAAGAUUCCAUUUUUCUGUGUCCACGAUGCAGGUCUAACUGAAGUGGAACCCAAUUCAUUCACUGCAUUGGCUUUAUUUGGAUCUGAUCAAGAACUGAAGCCAGUUACUGGAAAACUUAGACUACUAAAAUGAAUAACAUUUAUUUGUUUUGGAGAAUAUUUAAAUCGUUUAUUGGUUAUUUAUUUAUAUUUGAUGACUUACA